GAUCUCACGAAACAAAUUACACGUCUCCAAGAUGACACGAUGGUACCAGCCCUCAAGAUACACUUUUUUAUGCCACGCAAUCUCGUUCCUAAAUUAAUUUCAAUGCUCGUCCCGAUUUUACUGUACGGCGGGGCAUUACGCUGAUCGAACGUAUCGCGCUGACGAAGUAGAAUAAAGAAAUAAUUGCCGGGUGCAUACAACGAUAGUUGAAAUUCUUCUACCUCUACGCGGCGCUGAAACGUAUGGGAAAGAGAAAGAAAAGGCGAUUUCAUAUCACUCCCUCCACUAGAAUAGAUUGACGAGCUCUCCCGAUGGACAACGGACGUAAAAGCCUGGAAAGCCUGGUCCACAAAGAGUACUCAGCCUCAAACGCCGGGAUACCUAUAGCUAUUUCGGGAACGAUCGGCGUCUACGGAGUCUGAAGCACGAUCAACCAAACCGUGCGGGAUUGUUCCCCCGGCGACGGUCAUCCUUGGUCCCUCUAUCGCCGUCAUUCGGGGCGUCCAUCCGACGGAUGUACGCUCAACCGGCCCCCUCACCCUCCGCUCCGGCUCGGCCACCCUUCCGACGGUACGUGGAGCCGCCGCGACGAAGGGGAAGAGGGUUGCUCGUUGCGGCGCGCCUGCGUCGAGUCCUCAAUGACGACUCGGCGAGGUAGGUGCUCGACCCGGACGCAGUUGGGAGAAAACAAGCGGCAGGCAGCCCGCCGUUCCCGCGUAACGUGGGCUUUUCCCCGUCGUCGGGUCGUUUCGGUGAGAGUGUGAGGGAUCGCGGCGCGGCGAGAACGAGGAGCUGGGAGAGCCCGGGAUCGUCAGUUUGGCUCACGGUGCUCGUGGCGCGAGAAAUGUGAAGAUGCGGUGAUCGCCCGUGGUUGAGACCUGAACGAUGGUGACGCGCGAAGCUCGGCGGGGCGCAGCGGAUAUGAUAGCGUGGAGAAAAAACUGACGUUCGAUAAUACGGCGAGCGUUAGGUUCGUUGAACCCUUUCGUGGAUCCACGGGUGCCUGCGGCUGAUGCGAUUCGAGUGCGCACGAGAGUGUGUCGGGUCCACGGCUGCCGCUGCGGCGGGCGAUGAUGCGCGUCGUCUGAUUACGCGCGGAUUCGUACCCCACGCGUAUCGAAUCGGCGCCGAUAUUCGCGCGCGAGGCGCUUAUGGCCAUUUGAUUUCCAGAGACCGUCCCUCGACACUUCUGUCCACUCGCGUGUAUGUUUGCCCUGCGUGUGUCGCGUUGUUUCCGGCGCACCUGGAUGUGGCGCCGAGGAAGACCCGACGGCAGAUGCACGCUUGAAGAGAGAACGAGAGAGCGAGCACGUCGGCCUCCGUAUAGUGCAGUGUGUGUUUGGGGGCUUUUAUAAAACGCCGAUUGCAUGUGGGUCACGAGUUGCAUUCGUCCCAGCUAAUGAGAUAAAAGGUCCGCCGAGCUAAGAGGAAGAAAAUGUGGAGCUCGGUUACCGCGGCUGGCAUUGAAAAUGGACCAGCACCACCUUCGAGGAGUAAGCACAGUGCCACCUUACUUGCCGGUCACGUAUACCUUCUCGGAGGCCGAAAUGGAAACCUACCUCUCAAAGAUCUUUGGCGAUACAGCCUUGCGGAGAGCAAGUGGGAGGAAUUGCAUCCGGGCGGCGAGCGGCCGCCGGCUCUCCAGGAACACAGCGCGGUGGCGUAUAAGGAUUGCCUCUACGUUUUCGGCGGCGAGCUGGGCUUUUCUGCUGGUACGGAAACGCCACUCUGGGUCUACAACGUCAAGACAAACAUAUGGAGGAAGGUGAGAGCUCAACGGGGCUGUGUGAUUCCUAGAGGCCGAAGAGGUCACAGCGCCUUAGUACAUCGCGGACAGAUGCUCAUAUACGGCGGUUAUCAGGACUUACGUGGAAGCUCCUCUGAACUGUGGGCCUUUCAUUUCGAAACUGAGUCUUGGCAUCUGCUUUCGUCGAGCGAAAGCGGGCCGGCUGCGAGGCACAAGCACUCAGCGGUUCUGCACGGUGAUGCAAUGUAUAUUUACGGCGGCAUGACGGAUCUUCAAGAAAGGAACGACUGCUGGCGAUGGGACGUCAACAGCUCUUCGUGGUCUAUGCUGAAGAAUAAACCAGGCCCUGGACCUCUUCACGGCCACGCCGCAUGCAGAUUGCCAAGUUGCAUGCUGAUCUUCGGCGGUGAGAGCGGCGGUUUGGCGACAAACGAGCUUUGGCGAUUUCAUUUUGGUACAGAAACAUGGGAAAAACUGUCGGUAUCAGGACCGAAACCGCAGCCGAGAGCUGAAAGCGUCGCUCUCGCAGUGUCCGAACUGCUGAUUCGCGGAACAGGCGUAGACAAUUCAAAACCGAGGCCGAGAAGCCAAAGGCCUAGGCUCUCGAGCAAUAGAAUAUCGCCAAACGAGACACCCUCGGCCAGACCCAGCUUUCUCAGGGAAAUUUCCAAAUUGUCGCAAAUAAAUCUGUCGAGGCUUAGUCAUCCGACGAAGUGCAGUUAUUCAGUUCUCAGUGGACACGAUGACAAUGAAGAGAGCCCCCAAGAGGCCUGCAUGCAGGCAAACACAUACUAUCCUUUUCAGCAAGUGGACGUCGAGGUGAUCGAACCCUCCACGGGAAUGGUGAAAUCUCGCAGUGCCAACACGCUGGCCCGCCGAAGACAAAAAGCGUCAGAGGUAACGGCGAGGGCGAUUGACGUUAGCAAUACUAGCAAUACUUCUGGUAUGACCAGAGAUCCUAUUUCGGUGCCAAACUUUCGUGCUUUGACGUUACCAACUCCUGUUCUCACGCCUGUAGAGGCCGCUAGAUUGGUCUUCGUAGAUCCGGAUGAAAAUAGCGACAAUGAGGAGCGCAAGGAACCGCCCACGUCGAGGCUGAUUGAAGUUCAAGAGGAAAGACGAGAUUUUGCAGCGGUACACCAAGCCUGUCAGCCCACCCGCGGCGAGAGUUACAGCUCGCAUCUUUACGAAGCCGCUCUGCAAACGCCAAAAACUCCGACGACGACGAAGAUCCCUACCUCCGCAUCCGUUCGUUUCGCCGACCUCGAGGAGGGUGAGGAAUCGACGUCGGAUUACGCGAGUAUCGAGGCGAGAAGUCCGGGCGAUCCCCUUGCAGAAGACGAUUGGGUGUCUGGAAGAAGAUCGAAGCCGCACAGGCCGAUUGUCUCUUCGUCGACGAUACGAGAGGGUCAAUUCGGUUUCUGUAACCCGAACUACCUUGGCCUUGAUGAAACAAAGUCUGGCCAUCACCACCAUCACCACCAUCAUCCGCAACAACAGCAACAACAGCAGCAGCAGCAGCAGGACGGAAAGUAUGCCAAGUUACUCAACAGCCCACCCGAUAGCGUAUUGGAAGACGAACCUGGAAGAUCGGCUUCGCAGACAUUCGCGGAGCUUUUGGAGCUUCAGGAAAUUAGAAGGGUGCCCCGAGCGCCACCGAAGAGUUUGCCGUUGGGUUCGCCGUCGAGAAGAGCGGUGAGCGCGUCGAGGGCUGAGAGGCAGAGGGCAAAAGUAGCGGCGGUAGAUGCAACCGAUGCAAAAACAUCUUCCUACGGACCGGCACCCUUGUAUGUUUUUUUGGUUGGCGGCAAAGAAAAGGGUCAAGUCACGGUGUUCGCCAGGCCGGUUUCUCUUUGGAAAUUACAACUAGCUCCGCAUAUCUUCUAAGGAUGACCGAUGGUCCACUUUAGCUGAGUCAUCCGCGCACUGUUAGUGACAAGAAAGAGCACGAGAAGACUGAUGAUUAAGGGAAGCGUUCGUGCAGUCCAAUUUUUCCAAGUUGCUGUGGUGUCUUGCAAAUAUUUCUUGAUGGUAAAAUUGACGCUUCAAGAGAGAGAUCGACUUUUCGACGUAUAUCCUGAUUUAUUUGAUUAUUAAUAUUAUAGUUAAACAUCGUUACUUUUAUACAUGUUGCGUUCUUCGUUACAAAGCAAACGUGUCUUUUGUUGUAAUUGUUGACUUUUUCCGUUCGUUAAAGUUUGUUGGUUGCUAUUACCAUUUACGUUACAUCUUUUACGUUGCACUGUCAAUGUCGAAACAGACGUCAGUAGAGAAGUAUUGUAUAACAUGCCAAAAUGUAGCCAUUGUUUCUGGCCAAUGCCAUCGGUGUAUCAAUGCGCAAUAUAUAUUUAGAGAAGUACAUUUUAAAAUAUAUUAAAUUUUAUCGUGCAGAAAGUAAUCUAUAAUAACGUAAUCGCGCUGCUUAGGUGAGAGAUAUAGAGAUCUUCACUUUUAAUUUAAUGUGCCGAUAGAUAGGUAAAUAAAUAGAUAAUAAUAAAUAUAGCCAAUUAUUUCGUUGAAUUGUUGCUCUUAUGUAUUUUAUAUUUCUCAAUGUUUAAUUUAUUAAUUUUAUUUAUUAAUUUAUUCAUAUU
This is a messenger RNA of Vollenhovia emeryi, 4338 nucleotides long. Its product is annotated as tip elongation aberrant protein 1-like. NCBI's taxonomy places the organism in Eukaryota, Metazoa, Arthropoda, Insecta, Hymenoptera, Formicidae. Bases 1436 to 3634 code for a protein of 732 amino acids. Gene Ontology annotation, molecular function: protein binding. Gene Ontology annotation, cellular component: Golgi apparatus. The record is from RefSeq and is a predicted model, not a curated record. The transcript is spliced from 8 exons.